CCCGGCCCUCGUCCUGGAGCCUGUGGGCCCCUCUGGACUCUCCAGCCACGUGUCUGGACUGGGACCGAAGACGGGCCCCGGCCUCCUGUCUUCGCCCAAAGGCUGGGCCUGAACCUCGGGCCGAGGGAGCCCCGACGGGCUGAUGCCGAGUCUCCCCUCGGUGCUGUCGGCGUGGGGGCGGGGGGCGGGGUGGAGAACACUCGGUAGCACCGCCCGGCGCCCUUUAGGGCUGGAGCAGCCCCGGUCUCCAGGCCGCUAAACGCCGUUUUGGACAACCCCAAACCCGCCCCCACAGGUUUCCAAACGGUGGCGGCUCUCCUCCCCAAGCACAGGCAUCAGGGCUUCCUGGGUUGACAUUCGGCUGCCCCUGGGCACCUCAGAGCGUCCUAACCUAUAAGCUUUACACUUACCUUGCAGGGUAAUCGUGAGGCUUAGAAAUGACAUGAGCAGGGCCUAAUGCGGAGCUGGCACAUUCCUCAAGUCACUGGUUAAAAGAAAGAAAACGCUGCUCAAGGUCCUUGUCGGAGACGAGCACUGGGUCUCACUCCCUCGCGUGAUCCUGUGGGAGGCUCUGUGAAGACCUGGUUCUCCCCGGAGACAACUUCAUCCCAGAAGAACUUCACCUAGAAGGACGUGGCAGGCCAGAUGAUGCCUGUGGAGCUGGGGCAGGCCCUCGUCCUGCUGCCACCGCUGGCAAAGGCAGAGGACUCCCUGGUCUCUGGACCAGAUGCUGCCCUUCGAGGGGAGCCCUCCAGCCCUGAGGCUGCACGCCAGCUUUUCAGGCAGUUUCGUUACCAGGUGAUGUCUGGGCCCCAGGAAACCCUGAGACAACUUCGGAAGCUCUGUUUCCAGUGGCUGCAGCCAGAGGUUCACACCAAGGAGCAGAUCCUGGAGAUCCUCAUGUUGGAGCAGUUCCUGACCAUUCUGCCCGGGGAGAUUCAGAUGUGGGUGCGGAAACAGUGUCCCGGCAGCGGAGAGGAGGCAGUGACCCUGGUGGAAAGCUUGAAGGGAGACCCCCAGAGGCUGUGGCAGUGGAUCAGCAUCCAGGUUCUAGGACAGGACAUCUUACCCGAGAAGGAGGAGUCUGCAGGCUGCCAAGUGGGGGAAGUGGAGUCUCUUCUUGAAGUGACACCUCAGGAGCUGGGACUUGGGAAUUCACCCUCUGGGCCCGGGGAGCCACUGAGCCACAUGGUGAAGGAGGAGUCUGAAGCGGAACAAGAGCUAGUGGCUGCUUCCCAGCUUCCUGCCCAGCCUGAGGAGAGGCUCAUCGGAGACCAGGACUUCGGAACCUCACUUCUCCACACGGCACCUCAGGAGCACUGGAAGCACCUGGAUUCCAUUCAGAAGGAGCAAUACUGGGAUCUCAUGCUGGAGACCUAUGGGAAAAUGGUCUCAGGAGGCAUUUCCAAUUCCAAGCCUGACCUGACUAAUUCAACAGAGUGUGGGGAAGAACUGGCAGGACUGCACCUGCAUGUCAGUGAGAAGAUCCCAAGACCCACCUGCAGAGAACAAGACCAUCAGCCAAGAACUCUAUAUCCAUCAAAACUACCUUUCAAAAAUGAAGGAGAAAUUAUGGCAUCCCAGAUUUUUUUUUUUUUAAGUGAGAGAGACAGUUCAUUACUAGCAAACCAGCCUUACCAGAAAUAUGAAAUGAGUCCUUCAGGAUGAAAUGAAUAGACCCUAGACAGUAACUCAAGUCACAUGAAGAAAUAGAGUACCA
Molecule: messenger RNA, 1720 nt
Organism: Myotis lucifugus (little brown bat)
Lineage: Eukaryota; Metazoa; Chordata; Mammalia; Chiroptera; Vespertilionidae
Gene: ZNF18
Product: zinc finger protein 18
Exons: 7
Coding region: 646-1668 (340 amino acids)
Biological process (GO): regulation of DNA-templated transcription
Source: RefSeq, a predicted model, not a curated record